CCAUAGGGUUUUAGUUUCUUCUUGCCAGUGCUACCGUCGACGCGCACGUUUGUCGCGCUUCUUCCCGCUUUUCCCGGCAGUCCACCUCGUUACUUGACCGACCUCUGGACGACGACCCGUCGUCGUGCACCCAGGAGGAACGCUCCUCGUGUCAUAUUGUUCCGAUACACAAUGAGUCGAACGGUUAUGCUGCUAUUGGGAGCUGUAACUGUCGUUGCAGCCGAGGAGAUGAUAGCGGUCGUUCGUCUGACACCGAACGACGUUAACAUGAAGAACGUCACGGGUAACCUGAAGAUCGUUCAGUCCGUGCGGAAUGGGCCCGUAACCAUCACCGGAAAGAUCUACGGUCUUUCGGAGGGACUUCACGGCUUCCACGUGCACGAGAAGGGCGAUCUGACCGACGGCUGUAUCUCCGCGGGGGCGCACUUCAAUCCUGAGAACGUAACUCAUGGCGCGCCGGAAGACAACGUCAGACACGUCGGCGAUCUGGGAAACGUCCAAGCGAAUUCCGAAGGAGAGGCGGUGGUGAAUAUCACCGACAACAUCAUCUCCUUGAACGGUCCGAACAAUAUUCUGGGACGAUCCUUCGUCGUCCACUCCGGCGAGGAUGACCUCGGCAAAGGCAACAGCACUCUUUCGUUGACGACCGGCAACUCCGGGGACCGUUGGGCUUGCGGUGUCGUUGGCAUCCAGUAGGUUAUGCCCUCGCGAAUUGCAUACUUUUUCUCGUUUCCGCUUAUUAUCCGCGAGUUAUUCGCCACGUUAUUUGUCACGUCGUGUAUCCGUUGCCUCGACUUACAAACAGCUCUGUCCGUCAUCGUACGUGUAUUUGCCACUCGUAACUCGCCAGAAUUGCCAUUUCCAGAUUGCCAUUUCCCCGGUGGAGCGCGACGACAUUAAAUUCACCGUCGAUUUGCUUUCUGCUUGUUUAUCAAUUUGUUACUAAAUAUUCGCUCGUUGCAAUUUGGCCGCGCAAGCACAUCCCGCAAGCACGGAUGAAGCGAAAUAUUCUCGCCCGGCGUUAGCAAAUGCUCUUUUUCUUCACGUUAAUUGUGACGUCGCACCAUGUGACAAUACGGUGUUAAUUAUUAUUUUGUCAUGUCAUUAUUACAAUCGCUGUUGUAACGUCGUUUAUGUGUCAUGUCAUCGUUGUCGGUUGAAUCGGUGAUGUCGAGCGAAAAUAGUCGCGAGCGCGCAGCGCUCCAGGAUCGCACGC
This is a messenger RNA of Harpegnathos saltator (Jerdon's jumping ant), 1216 nucleotides long. Its product is annotated as superoxide dismutase [Cu-Zn], chloroplastic. The record is from RefSeq and is a predicted model, not a curated record. Gene Ontology annotation, biological process: superoxide metabolic process. The coding region runs from base 172 to 696 and encodes 174 amino acids. Gene Ontology annotation, molecular function: copper ion binding. NCBI's taxonomy places the organism in Eukaryota, Metazoa, Arthropoda, Insecta, Hymenoptera, Formicidae. The transcript is spliced from 4 exons.